CGGUGGUCGGCUGUUCGUUGCAUCAUCCGAAGGCAUAUCAUCGUCUGUGGGAAGGGGAUCGAAUACUGCGGCGACUCUGCUAGUGGAAGGGGAUCAGGAUGGUGCCUCCGAUGGAAAAAACCGACAAGCGGAGUAACCUCCAGUCGGCAGCACAUUGGCUUGAUCAGAUAAGUGUUGCAGAGACAGAGGACCGCCAUGAAGUUGUUGUGAGGCUCUUCGAGCUGGCGAUUGAAUGUGGUGCCCAGCCGACAGAGGAAAUCAUCGAGGCAUUGCAGGCAUGUCGAGAGAGGUAUAGCCAAAAGCGGGAGGUCAGGGGCAGCAACUAUUCAUCAAGGUCGACGAUUGCGCGCAAAGCCAGGAGCGCAGUGAAGGGCAGGCCGGCUUUUUCGAGUAGCAAGACUUCGGCACCCCAUCGCACGAGAUUACAGCCGGUGCAGGAGAGAACCUGCGGAGGGGUUAUGAACGAGAAACAUGUCAUGGAUGGCAGGGGUAACAAUAUGCAAGGCCCAUCCCAGGACUGGUACGACCGGGUUUUGGUCGCGGAAUUGCCAGUCGAAGAUGCCGUCCCAGCAUCGGCAACUGUCCGGAUGCCAGUAGGAAGGGCAAAGUUGACAAGAAUGGUCCUGACGACGCAAAGAGGUAAUUCUUUGGAAUUGCAUGUGACCCGAAAUCCGACGAGGUCCGAGGGUAAACCCGUGCGCUUUCUAAUGUCGAGGGAAGAUGCUGCGCAACAGAGCUUACAGGAUCUACGGCGUACUGUGUAUAGCAUUGUGGGCAACGCUGCAAAUGUCCCGCUCAUUGAUGCGGUCGAGGAGGUUGCAGACAGCAAAGAUGCGACGGAUGAGGAUAUGGCGGUCGACAGCUUGAGUGCGUUCUCGGAGGAUGAUGACAGCACAGAUGCAAGCGAGGCUGCAACGAAGACUUGCGACUGCGCCAAGCGAAGGUGCAGCUAUAGGAGUGGUGGCGGCAAUUUGACGGACUCGGACAAGGGUAGCAGCUCUAGCGACGAUGCAGAGGAUGGUUCCCAAUCUUUCAGAUCUAUUGACAUUAGGUCGGAAACUGACGAUGAUGUUUCUUUGGCAGAGAUCCGAGCAGCAAUGAAGAGCGGGCUAAAGCUGUCUGGAAGCGAUGGAACACGAAGGGCUCUACGACUUUCUGCGGACCCCUUCGUUGCAGGGGUGACAAAGGUGAAAACUGCUGCCAGAAAUGGGCAGAUGUCAGCGGAUAUCACAACUCGUGUGCGGUGUACUCGUGACAACGUCGCUUCCACGGUUGGCAUUAACAGUAAGCUGUCUGCCUCACUACGCUCUGCUCCCGUUGCGAACAGAACAACAGCCACGAAGGGGGCUCCGCUGCUUUCUCCCAACCCCUCUUCUCAGGCCGCAGCAUGUGUCACGCCGGAUGCGACACCCAGCGAUUCGCCAAGGCUUCAGACUAAUCAGUGGCCAACUGCACAAAGUAGCGACACCACACAUGCAGCAUCUCCCGCAAUGGAUGUUGAUGCUAGAGGGGGUGGCACUGACGAAAAAGCUCUGUCGGUUGAAUCGUCUGUUGUGCCGCAUUUGCAGCAGCAGAUGCAAACCUCCUCUACUUUGGCCCCACCUGUGAAUGAUGCCCCUGUGAUGACUUUCGGUCAAGAGGGUGUUGCCGAAGCUGAUGCACGUAGUUGUGACGCAAACGGAGAAGCGGUUGGAUCGACAGACGGAGAACAAGAAGAUCAUCUUGGAGAGGCAGCUGUGGACAUGGUGUCUGUUCGACAGGUUUCAGAAGGGUUUUCAGCAACCACUCCACCAGCGGCCACUGCCCAACGAACGACCCCGAAGCCAGUAAAUCAUCGCUCUCCUCGAAGGGCAAGACAUUCUAGAAGCUGGAGCAUGAUUGGUGGAAUCCUCGAUGAAGUAUCCAAUGGUAAACGAUCACCCCUGUUGUCCGGGCCCAUGACACAGGAAGCGCUGGGGAGAAGUUGGCAAGCUACCUUCCCAUGGAGGAGGUCUUUUGGGGGUGAAAUUGAACUUGACAGGGGAACAACCGAGAACCUCCCUGGUCAUCUUGCUCCCUCUCAUGCUCAGCAAAGUCAACACCCUUGGGGUGGCAGCGUUAAUCCUAAACACGCCACGUCUGGAACGGUGUCAUGCACGGGUUCUUCUGAACGAUCGUCGACAGCUGAUUUCCUUCAAAGGUCCUUGCACUUUGAGAAUGUGGCAAUCACUACUCCUCCCACCUCCUUUCCUGUCGCUGACACCCCAAGCGAGCAAUUAUCUGGCUCUGAGCCGAACUACCAAAUGCCGCCCUCUGGUGGGAACAGUCACGUUAGCUGGACUGACAGCGAUCAGGAGAUGGUCGCAAGUGUUGGAGAUGAAUCAGGGGCACCACAGUCAGAAGGAAGUCGUAGAACGAGAGGUCCUCCUCAGUUCAUCGCUACUGCAGUGGGUUGGAGACCUUUUGAGAGCCCUGGCGUUGGAGACUCGGGAGCGGAUUCCAGCAGGACGCCCAGUGCACGCGAUUCAACCGUAGAAUCUGGUCGGAGCCAACAACAUAGCCUCUCCGGCUUUCACGAUGAUUCCAUGUCCAUGUCCAGCAUGCACAGAACAGGUGCCCCGGGAUUCACGCCUGGAAAAGACAGUGGUGGAAGGCUGAGGAGGCAAAUCCUCUCCUCAUCAACAUUGAUGGACUCGGCGGAUGCUGUGGGUGCAGACUGCUGUCAAGAUGGGAAGGCAGCAGAUGGGCAUGCAACCGGCGGGAAAGGACAGCGAAAUUUUGCCGCUCCCGUGGACUCCUUUGAGGAAUCAGUGAACAGCAAGGAUGUGCAGACAUGCUCAGAGGAGGAUGAGGAGCAGGAGGAGGGCCGUGGAGGUGUUGCCAUAGGAGAGAAAAGUGAAGAUGUUACACCGAUGGCUACUGCACCUCUUGAAAGAAGGGUCUCAAUGUUUGGAAGUCAGUGUCAAUAUCCAGGAUCCUCCAAAUUGGAAAAGAGCGACUCGUUUCUUUCACUCAGAUCUAUUUUGAAUACCCCAAUGUACAGUAUCAGCGAUACCGACGACUCAUCAAAUGACGAGUGUGAUUCUUCUGUCGAUGCUUGUCGCGGUGGAAGCGCUUGCAGCCAAGCUGAGGUGGGGAACGGUACGUCAGCAUUGCAGACCCCCACAGCCACCGCUGCCCACCUAGGUUCUAGGGCAGAUCGUAAAAGCCCAGAUCAACGGCUGACGGGAUGGCUUCCGUGGCGAUCCGCGAAGAAAGACGUGGUCUCAUCAAGCUCAGGGGAAACAGAAGAAGAGCCUGUGCAGAAGAGUAUGAGGGAAAGCUGCGGAAAUGGGCCCGAGGCUGUGCAGAAGAGUUCGAGGGAAAGCUGCGGAAAUGGGCCAUCAUCCGAUUCUGACGAAGGCGGCAGGGAACAGAUGACCACCAGUUCGUGUUCAGUCAAUUCUGAUGAACAGUAUCAACUAGCUGUUUCCAUGAACUCACGCAACUCUCGGCCUUUCCGUUUGGCAAAGGAAAUGACAAUCGACGAGGAAGAGGAGUUCCAUGAUGUGGAUAGUCCUGGCAAAACAGUGUUGUCCUCUCCGCCGCCAUCCCCUGUCGCUGCAAAGGUUGCAAUUCAACCGCAGAAGCCGGGACCUCACAGUGUGCGUAGCCGCAGAGUGCGGCCAAAUGUAUAUUCCACAUUCCGAAGGAUGAAGCAGCAGGCAGCGAGCGAGUCCCUAGCAGUAGGAACCUGCGACCGUAUAGUGCAGACUGACAGCAUGGACUUGUCGGAGAGCAAACAGAAAGUUGCAGAUCUGAGAGGCGAUGACGGAAAGGCAGGUCUGCUGGAGGUAGGUGUUGCGAUGGAAAGGAUAAGCCAGGCAAUGUUACCUGCUGACGAGAUUGGUGACGGGGCUCAGAACAGGGCAGCAGACAUAAUCAAUCGUUGCAAUGGCGAUGCCUCCGUAUCAAUCUAUUCAAAGGCACCAAGGUCACAAGUGGAGCAUGCAUUUGCCAAACUCUUAGGUGCUACGGUCGCUGAGGAUGGCCCAGCAGAUCCGCCCUUGAGCAAUGCACAGAGUGAGAGGAUGGUGGCUGGCGACAAUGCCAGACAGGCAGCACCUGCCACCGUUCCCCCUUCAGAUAAUACAACGGGGGGGGCUGCCGAUUCAUUUGAGGGAAGAUGCGGAAGAGAAGGGGCGCCCGAAAAGUCCUGUGAGCCGUCGAUAACUGAUUCUCCCCCUGAAAGGGGGAGAAUGGGUUGGCCACUGUGUGCAAUUCAUCGUCAGGACUCGGCGGGUGGCAGAGUUGGGAGCGGGGAGGAUGGGCAGGAGGAGGAGGAGCACACGUGGCAGCAAAAGCGGGAGGACAACACCUCUGGCGCGUUGCCGGCAAACGGACAGGCUAGUGCAGUGCAGCCGAGGAAGAUGGGAAAACGCAUCCCAGCAAUGGAAUCCCUCCCUGUGUUGCUUGAGGAGGAAACUUCUGAGUUGGGUGGAAAGGAAAGAGCGGCAUCAGGUAAUCCUCCCACAGGUCCAGCAUUAGGAUUGGAAGGUCUGGUUUCACUUGGGGCAAACACGCCAAGCAGAGACUAUACAUUCUCUGGAACUCAGCGUUUUGGUGUGUUAGGGUCGAUCAGUGCGAGUCAUGUGGGUGGGCAGACAGCACGCGCAGAAACCAUGAGAACUGCAAAAAAGUUUUCCUCCAUGGAAUGCCUUCCUGUGUUGCUCGAAGAGGUAACUAAGCUGGCUGGAAACGACAGAGCAUCAUCAGGAAUUCCCGCGGUAAAUCCAGCAUUACUACAAUUGGAAGGUCUCGUUUCACUUGGGUCAAACACACCGAUCAGAGAUCAUACAUCGAAUGGGAAGCUUCAGUUCAGUCCGUUAGGAUCGAUCGGUGACGGCAGUGUGGAAGGCCAGAUGGCAGGCACAGAGAAUGUGAAGGCUCUGCCGUCAGUACGUGGUGAGGAAACGAAGUUGGGUGGAAAGGGUCGACCGUCAUCUCGUGAGGGUGCUACACAUUCACCGUCACAAAUGGAUGGUCUGGUUGAACUUGGGCCCAAUCAACCAAGUAGAGGCCGGACUUCCACACAGAAUCGUCGCUGUGGUGUCUUGGGACUGAUCGGCCACGGGCAUGGAUUGCCACACAGCUUGUGGAGCAAAGCUCUGCCUGCGAUCUCGGCUUCGACUGUGCAUGCCUCCAGUGAAAGUGGGAGGAGAGUACUGUCGGGGCAUUCUGAUCUGAUGUUUCUGUCACAAGACCAGAUGAGUGAUCUUGACAUGUCAAUCGAGAGCAGACAUGGCACCGACAUGUCGGUCGAUAGCAGACUUGGUGUCCCCGAGAGGCGGAAGAAGGACAAAAAGGGGCGCAGACUGGAUGUUCUGGGCCCUUCGGAGAAGGACCUGGCGGAGAGAAAAAGGAGGAGGAAAACCAUGACCAAGAUUGCGAAAUUGUGCUGUUUUCUCUGAGGUGUCCGUAGGGACUGUUAGCAGGCCGAGGGUUCACUCUGUGAGAUACUGACAGGGGCGACUGCGAUGCGGAAAGACCGGUAGGUUAUUGUCGUGUAAGGGACGCAUCAGUCAGUAGUCGUGGUUAUUUUUCGGUGUAGCUGAACAUGACGGCGUUGAGAUUAGGGUUUAGACUGCUUCCAGGGACAAUUGCGUAUGUCAUGAGAGGGUGUUGCGAAAGCUGAAUGUGGCAUUUCCCAUUUGUAUAUUCACUCAUCCACGUUUUCCCAAAUCUGGAGCUCAACCUCCUGACGUUGGCAGAUCAAAUAACUGGGAAACCAGGGCAUCUAUUGUGUGGAAUCAUUCAACGUACUGUGAAACAGUCAGCUCUUUGUUGGACGUAGACACGCAGAUAUACCUGCCUGUCUGUGCCUACGUAGUUUGGUUCGGACCGUGGCGCGCGGGGAAAACCCAGCAUAGUCGCAUGUCUUGUUUAUUUUGCUCUUUUGUUUGCAUCUUUUCUUUUGUACAGUGUUGGGUGUGAAGGUUGGAGGGAUGCCUUUCCAUAUGGCCUCAUUAGGCAAGGGGAGAGAGAGAGAGAGAGAGAGAGAGAGAGAGAGAGAGAGAGAGAGAGAGAGAGAGAGAGAGAGUAGCAGAGCGAGGGGAAAGGUACACCUUCUGCAGAGACUCAGCUAUCGAUCUCUAGUGAUGGCAAAAGCCCUGUGGCCGCUUGUAGGAACUGUCAUGAACCUCAAGAAGCCAUAUGGCAACAUCCUCGAGAAGCAGGAGGAUGGAAGUUAAAGUACCCUCAACAUGUGCCAAACUAUCCCACAGAUUUCCACUAAUGUGUGCAGGGCCACCGGAGGCAUAUGUGCCAACACAUCUCUUGUUGUGUGUCUCUGCAAUGGGAUCCUGCACAAGUUCCAUUCUGGAGAGAGAGAGAGAGAGAGAGAGAGAGAGAGAGAGAGAGAGAGAGAGAGAGAGAGAGGCUAGAGACAUUUCCCUUGGCGUUCAGAUGGACAAGCGGAAACCCGGCACUGUCUGGCAUUAUGCCGCAGGACUACGUUGCAUGUUGGCGAAUUGUUGAGCUCAGUAGCGGCAGGUGCACUGCUUAGGCCGGAUGCAGGUGGAGGACAAGGACCCACGAGGCUUCUUCAUACUGCUGGUUGAUUUAAAGUUCACCGCUCGUCGGAUUAUCUGUGAUGCUCGAUUCUGCGAGGUGUGCCUGAGAUCUACAGUGUGCAAAGAUCAAUGCCAGAUGAUCCACACAUAUUGGUUGGAGUGUUUCCUUCCCAGGUUCCAGAGCUGCAACUGGAUUGAAGAGAGCCAGAUGGACAGGUGGAAAAGCAGAAGCAUGAACAUUUCUUUUCACAAAAGAAGGCAACAGCCCGGGGGGGGGCGGGCGGGGGGCGAGAGAGAGAGAGAGAGAGAGAGAGGCAGCAUGAUGAGGGAGACUUAUUGCGAGAUCCUGUUUCAACUUUCAAGACAUUUAUGACACGAGGUUCGGAUUAGUUUCAGCUCGGUGUAUAUAUAAUUGCAGAGAGAGGCAGGAGUGGAAGAGAAGAGAGAAGGGUGAAAUGCGAUGCCCGCUACGCGAUGGAUGGGUGCUGUCACUGUUGUGGCUUCAACCAGCUUGUGAUUUUCCUUUUUCUUUCUCCCAAAUGUGUUGUAAUGGAGACUUUGUUGACAUGAGGAGAGUAAUUUUCAACGAACUUUCCAUUGCGAGGCAGUGAAAUUUUCAGGUGCAUUCCUAUGGGGAAUAUUAGUAGUGUUGCCUGUGCUAGGUUCUUUAACUUUUUAAUAGUUUUUAUCUUUUUUUUUUACGUUUCCAACUUCCCGCUCUUUGAAACGAGGAGAGUAAUCAUCCAGGGUCUACUAGUCCUUAGAAAAGGUUAUUUGAGAGCUCGGGCAAAAGUCGUCGGGACCAAUUUUAAGUGAGCAGCGUAUUUGGAGGCGUCAUCAGUGGGCAGCAACAAACAUUUUCUUUCAAGUUCCCCCCUUAACGAUUGAUAUAUUUAUGAUCAUUUUCGCAAAUUGCCAAACGCAAUGGGACCAUUGCUCUAUCCUUAGGUAGUUUCAGAUCGCUAUCCCUUUGCCGUUCUCCACGCCUUCCUCCUCUCCUGUUCAAGUCGAGCACAGCACAGCGAAGCUCGGAAGUUUGCGCACAGGCCGAGAUGCCCAGAUGGGGUGUCCGAGAGGGCACAUGCCUGGAUGACCAGAUGCUCUGCUUAUGAACCAACCCCAUGAAAGUCGGCCAAAGUGAGGAGGACAAGAAAGGAGGGUCUCGCUCGGCCACUCUCCCGAUGCACAAAAGAGGAAAAUGAUGGCGGCCUAUCUUUCCGUGUUCUAGCGAAGGAUUCAUUCAUUCGCAUUUUGCAAAUUUGGUGAGUGGUGGAAGGAGACAAGGAGUUAUCGUGAGGAGCUGCUAAAUCUAUUUUGGCAAGGUAGGGGCGCCUGGAGUUUUGUGAGAUCCAAGGCAUGUCAGUCGGCUCGGUGUAGGGCAUCCUCUCAGAGCACACGUUUUUAUUUCUCUGUGGACGUAAUUGCAAUCAGGUGCAUACAGGUCUGUCUGUGAAAGAAGAGGUCAGAUACGCGCAAGAAAGUCUUCGUGUGAGUACGCUCUGUGAGAGAGAACCUGUAAUAAAGCUUAGGAGCAAUGGAACAGGGGAAACACGGUUGGGCUGCAGCUGAGUUUGUGCUCUUGUCAGCUGGCUGGUGGUGAGGUCACUGAUACCCCCUGCGCUUGCUAGGAAGUAGGCUUCAUGUCACAGAUACAAGAAAGGGAGUGGGUACAAGCGAAGCUGGACAAGCCUUCGCUGUGGUGUGCGCGCUACAUCUGUGACUGUAGGGUCACUUGAUAGGGUUUGUCUAGCUGCAGUAGCAUGGCGUAGGGGUAGGCUUCAUAUUCCUUUUUUCUGUGGUCUUAUGCGUGUGUCGGGCGGGGUGGUGGGUGGGGCCUGUCAGCUGUUGUUGAAGGUCUGACGAUGGAUCAGCCACAGCUGACGGACCGGUCGUAAAAGUGUGGGUUAGGGGUCCAUUGGCUUGCUCACUGUUGCCGUCAGCUGUGGCUGAUCCAUCGUACUACAAUCGGGUGUGGCAGGGUUGUGAUAGGUGAGGGCAUACUCACACUGGCACUUUUUUACUUAUUUCUGGACGGAAUUGUGGCCAGAUGCAUACAGUUUUGGCUGGAGGGAGAUACAUUUCAGAUAGCGCUAGUGUGAGUACGCCCUGAGUGAGUUGGGUGCAGCUCUGCACCUACGUAGUGACCCCGAUGUGAGCAUAGCACCGGUCACUAGCAGUUAAGGUGUGGCAAAGAGGUGGUUAACCCAUGGUUAAUCCGCGUGGCUCGCUUGCUGUCCCUACUGUGCAGCGUCGUUGGCUAGGAAAGAAACUCUGUGGCAGAGUUGUAGUAGGUUAGGUGAGUGAGUUGGUGGAACUCUUUAGCUACGUGGUGAGAACGAGAUGUGAGCAUAGCAGCGUUCACUAGCAGUGAAGGUGUCGGCAGCUAAGAAGCGCUUUACCCGUGGUUAAUCCAUGUGGCUGGCUUACGGUCCCUGCUGUGCAGCAUUGUCGUCAGAUUGGAUACUCUGUGACAGAGCUGCAGCAGUUGAGUUGAGUUGGGUGCAAUUUCUCUGCAGCUAACUAGUGACCUAGAUGCGUUUACGGACGGUUAACGUAUUAUGCAGCAAAGUAGCAACUGGCAUGAUUGACUGGAAAAGCCAUACUGGUUAAUUGUGCGGUUGAGAUGCUGGGGCCGCACUUCGUUGUGAAGGGCUAGUGAUCUGCUGCUAGCCUGAUUUUUUCAUGGUACUGCCCUGGACACCUUGCGGGGUAAACUUCGUCGUUCUUUCUUCUGUUUGGUGGUUAAGAAUAUUAUGAAAUUUUAUAAUAAGGAGCACAGCGGAUUAUCGAGCCGCAGUUGAAUCGACUUUUUUUUUUCUGUUCCGGCCAGUGAUCGCAGGACAGUUUGUUAUCUUGAGAGGAGCAGCGGGCGGAAAACAAUGAAUGAUGUUCAAGAGGUGACUGCAACUAGCUGCUGCACACAGCAAGGCCAGAAUGGUGUUUGCUUCUACAUGGAUCAGUAUUAAAAUGUGGCAGCCAAUGCACAUAGACUGUAUCUGCCCAUUGAUUCAUGGAGUGGUGGAGCAAGGCUGUGUGGCUAUUGCAAAGCCCACCUUGACCACUACUUUGCGGCACUUUGACCAGUAUUGAGGCCCACUGUGACAACGCUGGUGGGGCCCACUUUGACCACUUUGGUGUGACCCAAAAAGACCAGGCUCUCAUGGUGGGCGGCAGUCAGAGAAAGCACUGGUGAUCGACGUAGCUGAUUGCAGACACACUUCACUGUUCUUGUGCGACAGAUGGUGUUCACACUUCAAAGAUGAUCUGGCGUCAGAUUUGGUGUCAUUCCUCUUGUGUGGCCGAGGCUCGGAACCCUAAACUGUUCCUCUGUGGCGUGGCAGUAUGGUUCACGUCGAUUACAUCGGGACUACAUGUCAUGGACAACAAGCUUAAGGUCACGUAGUUGCACUACUACCUUUUUUCUUACUCAAAUCUGUCCGUCGCCUGAUCACAUUUUGAUUCAGGCGGGAAAGUCGUAGUCUGACUGAGUAUGCUCGGAGAGGAUGUGCUGGGACUCCCUGGUCAUGAGAGCUUUUUUGAGAGUCGGCGGGAGCAAAAUCACUGCGCGCAGCGCCAUGGCGUUUCCGUUUCGUUGGAGACACAUCAAAUCAUGAUAUGGUACCGAAACAUGCCCGCACGAUCGUCUUCAUUCGUUAGCAUUCACCUGACAUUAUCAGUCAUGAUGUGCGGCCCUUCGUGUGCAGUAUCAGGUAGUCUUUUCCGCGAUGCCAAGCCCCCUUGUCUGGGCAGAUGUUCGGAUGGCAGCUCUGUUCUGUGCGUCUGUUGUAUUGCAUUUUAAUUGCGGUCUGCAUCAUUGCUGGCCGCAGUGCGUGUCUCGUAUGUCGAUGAGUCCUUUCCUUGCAAAUGUCGACAAUAAAUGAACUUGGUCCUACUGUGGAGCCAUUUUCUUUGUCUGAUACAGGCUACUUGGCUCCAGUACAAGGAAUUGAAAGGAUUUGUUGUGGAAAGACUAGGAUUUCUUGUGGGAAGAGUUUGAACUUUGAAGACAGAUAGAUACUCUGAAGGAGGAGGAGGAGGAGGAGGAGGAACUGUGAGGGUGAGUUGAAGCAGAGAGGUGGUGAUCGCCACAAACAAUGUGAGGGCAUUGAGUGUUUUAUCCAUUACAGGCUACUUCGAGGUUGAGGUGAAGGAGAAAUGGUGACUUGGAGGAGGAGGAGGAGGAGAAAGAGCUGUGAGGGUGACUUGAAAGGAUUUCAUUUCCUGUGGGAAGAGUAGGAUUUCUUGUGGGAAGAGUAGGAUUUGUUGUGGGAAGGGUUUGAACACUGGAGGAGGAGGAGGAGGAGGAGGAGGAGGGAUUGUUGUGGGAAGAGAAGGAUUUGCUGUGGGAACAGUUCCAAGACGGAUAGAUAUAUAGGAGGAGGAGGAGGAGGAGAAAGUGGAGCGCGAGCUGUGAGGGUGGGUUGAAGGCGAUGGGUGGUGGGUCAGCACAAACAAUGA
Messenger RNA from Chara braunii, 10988 nucleotides. Lineage: Eukaryota; Viridiplantae; Streptophyta; Charophyceae; Charales; Characeae. The record is from the annotation of a GenBank genome assembly.